This is a messenger RNA of Strongylocentrotus purpuratus (purple sea urchin), 1065 nucleotides long. RefSeq names its product probable GPI-anchored adhesin-like protein PGA18. The transcript is spliced from 4 exons. The coding region runs from base 19 to 954 and encodes 311 amino acids. The record is from RefSeq and is a predicted model, not a curated record. Lineage: Eukaryota; Metazoa; Echinodermata; Echinoidea; Camarodonta; Strongylocentrotidae.
UGAAAAGCGAUUGUAAAUAUGGGAAACAGACUUGUUUCUGUGAUACACAGUUUUAUUGCUGACACGGUCUGUUCUUUUUCACUUAUUCCACUUCCAGGCCCUUGUACGUUUGACAUGGAUCCACCAAAUGUGACAUGUUCAAAUGUAACGACACUAUUUUUCUUACCAAAUUCCUUUCUCGGACUGAAUGUUGGAAGCGGAUACACCUACGUGGAUGAUAACGUUGACCCAAGUGGUGUCUCGUACAACGUCACAAAGGGUCAGGACGGAGACUUGUUCCCUCCAGGACACACACCUGUUACACUGUUCGCAGAAGAUACUUGUCAGAAUGUAGCUACUUGUCUCUUCUAUGUAGAGAACACACUUACCGAGUUGCCUGUGAAUUGUCCAGACUUGAAUCGCAAUGUAAGCACAGAUGUGGACAAGGCAACGUAUACCUUUAACCCAGAUUUCGGAGCAGAUGACGUCACCAAAUCUGCAAGUGGUUACAGAUAUCACGGAGGUGGUGUCUCGGUUAAUCUUACACUUGGAGGUUCCCCAUUUGGAAGCAGUGUGUCCAUAGGAACCCAUGACGUGGUUGCCCUCAUCUAUGAUGACGUAUUGAAUAAGACAUGCACAGGAAUCUAUAUUAUUACAGGAACAACACGAGAAACCACUCUGGCUACAACACCUGCAACAAAACCUGCAACAACGCCAGGAACGACACCCGGAACAUCACAUGGACCAACACCUGUGACAACGCCAGCUACAACACCUGGAACAACACCUGAAACAACACCAGGCACAACACCAGGAACAACUCCAGGAACAACACCAGAAACCACUCCGGCUACAACACCUGCAACAAUACCUGCAACAACACCAGGAACGACACAUGCAACAACACCUGUGACAUCACCUGGAACAACACCAGGCACAACACCAGGUACUACACCAGUCACAACACCAGGUUAGGUCAAGUUUUGUUUGAGGUUUAAAGGUAGAAAAACUACUCUACUUUAAAGGAGUUGGGUUCUCUGAAUGUCGUGUUGUUAUUGCAUCUGUAAGAAGAUUUAACAUUUCUCA